AGAUACAGCAAACUAGUCCACCACGGCUUCUUUCAGCAUCAACGAUAUACAAUACAUAUACUCCAUCUUCAUCCAAUAGUUUCUAGGUUUUAUUCAUCACCCCAAGCUACUAUCAAUUUGGGCCUCAAUCACCACACAUCAAUCAAGGUAUAUAUAUUUCUACACUUUGAUUGAUUCAAACAAACACCAUUUCUGUAUUCAAUUACUUCACUUUCUAGAUCUAUAUGCGAUUCAUUCAUCAACUUACUGCACACUUUCUACAUGUUCUUCCUUCAUAUGUCAACGCAAUACUUUCUGUUCAAGAGCCAUGGGCAGUGUGAAUGAAGGAAAACUUAGGUUCUGUAUAGACCGAGGAGGCACGUUCACCGAUGUCUAUGCUGAAAUUCCCGGUCAAUCUGAAGGCAAAGUAAUGAAGUUAUUAUCUGUUGAUCCAUCUAACUACGAAGAUGCUCCCGUUGAAGGAAUCAGAAGGAUUUUGGAAGAGUUUACUGGUAAUAAAAUCCCGAGAACUUCAAAACUCCCUACUGAGAACAUUGAGUGGAUUCGAAUGGGAACAACUGUUGCAACAAAUGCACUUUUAGAACGAAAGGGAGAAAGAAUUGCAUUGUGUGUGACCCGAGGAUUUAAAGAUCUACUACAAAUUGGUAACCAGGCCCGCCCGAAUAUCUUUGAUCUUACUGUAUUGAAACCGUCUAAUCUUUAUGAAGAGGUUAUAGAAGUUGAUGAGAGAAUCGAGCUUGUUCCGGAUACCGAGAAAACGGCCCUCAACUCUGCUGACCUGAAUGUAGUUACUGGCGUUUCGGGUGAGCGGGUGCAGGUUGUGAAGCCUGUUAAUGAAGAAACUUUGAGGCCUUUACUUGCUGGUCUGUUAGAGAAAGGAAUCAAAUGUUUAGCAGUUGUGUUAAUGCAUUCCUAUACAUAUCCACACCAUGAACUUUUUGUGAGCAAUUUGGCUGUGAGCAUGGGGUUCAAGCAUGUUUCGUUAUCGUCUUCUUUGACCCCCAUGGUUCGAGCCGUUCCUAGAGGUUUGACCGCUAGUGUGGAUGCAUACCUAACCCCGGUUAUUAAAGAGUAUUUAUCGGGUUUCAUUUCUAAAUUUGAUGAUAAUUUAGGAAAGGUGAAUGUUCUUUUCAUGCAAUCAGAUGGCGGUCUUGCUCCCGAAAGUAGAUUCUCGGGCCACAAAGCGGUGUUGUCGGGCCCCGCAGGUGGUGUGGUGGGUUACUCCCAGACACUUUUCGGACUCGAGACCGAAAAACCGUUAAUCGGGUUUGACAUGGGUGGGACCUCUACAGACGUGAGUAGAUAUGCGGGUUUCUACGAGCAAGUUCUUGAAACUCAAAUAGCUGGUGCGAUAAUCCAAGCACCCCAGCUUGACAUUAAUACUGUAGCCGCUGGUGGUGGGUCAAAGCUAAAGUUUCAAUUCGGAUCAUUUCGGGUCGGGCCCGAAUCUGUCAGUGCACAUCCGGGUCCGGUUUGUUAUCGCAAAGGAGGUGAGCUGGCGGUCACGGAUGCUAACCUGGUAUUAGGUUACGUGAUUCCCGAUUACUUUCCUUCAAUCUUCGGACCUAACGAAGAUCAGCCUUUGGAUAUUAACAAAACCCGCGAAGAAUUUGAGAAACUUGCAAAGCAAAUUAAUUCUUAUAGAAAGAGUCAAGAUCCGUUAUCAAAAGAAAUGUCGGUUGAGGAGAUUGCACAAGGGUUUGUAAAUGUAGCUAAUGAGACAAUGUGUAGGCCCAUUCGUCAGUUAACCGAAAUGAAAGGUCAUGAAACCAAGAACCAUGCACUUGCCUGUUUCGGUGGUGCGGGCCCACAACACGCGUGUGCGAUCGCGCGUUCAUUGGGUAUGAAUGAGGUUUUGGUACACAGAUUUUGCGGGAUUUUAAGUGCGUACGGGAUGGGAUUAGCAGAUGUUAUCGAAGAAGCACAAGAACCGUUUUCUGCUACUUACAGUCCCGAAUCUGUUCUAGAAGCUUCACGUAGAGAAACACUGUUAAUGAAGUCAGUAAAACAGAAACUUAUUAAACAAGGAUUUAACGAAAGUAGUAUUACGACAGAAUCAUAUUUGAAUUUGAGGUAUGAAGGGACUGAUACUGCUAUAAUGGUUAAAGGGUCAGAAAACGAUUAUGACGUUGAGUUUAUUAAGUUAUUUCAACAAGAAUACGGAUUCAAACUCGAAAACAGAAAUAUUCUAAUAUGUGAUGUAAGAGUGCGCGGUAUCGGAGUGACGAAUAUAUUUAAACCAAAACCUUUAGAAAGUUGUUCGGGUACGCCUAAAGUUCAAGGGACAUACAACGUCUACUUUGGAAAUGGAUAUCAUAAUACACCGCUUUUCAAACUCGAAGAUUUAGGGUAUGGUCAUGAAAUUCGCGGGCCGGCAAUUAUCAUGAACGGUAACAGCACGGUGAUUGUUGAACCUAACUGCAAAGCUAUAAUUACUAAAUUUGGUAACAUAAAGAUUGAAAUCGAGUCAAAUGUGGUCAACGUGAAAGUGUCGGAGAAAGUUGCGGAUGUUGUGCAAUUGUCGAUAUUCAAUCAUCGGUUCAUGGGUAUAGCCGAGCAGAUGGGAAGAACUUUGCAGAGAACUUCUAUUUCAACGAAUAUUAAAGAAAGGCUCGACUUUUCGUGUGCCCUUUUUGAUCCAGAUGGCGGUUUAGUGGCUAAUGCACCGCAUGUUCCGGUUCACUUAGGAGCCAUGUCGAGCACGGUUCAAUGGCAGCUUAAAUAUUGGGGUGAGAAUUUGAACGAAGGAGAUGUUUUAGUGACUAAUCAUCCGUGUUCUGGUGGUAGCCAUUUACCGGAUAUAACGGUAAUCACUCCCGUUUUCGAUAGUGGGAAACUCGUGUUCUUUGUUGCUAGUAGAGGCCAUCAUGCGGAAAUAGGCGGGAUUACUCCGGGAAGUAUGCCGCCGUUUUCGAAAAACAUAUGGGAAGAAGGAGCUGCGAUAAAAGCGUUUAAAUUAGUCGAAAAGGGUAUAUUUCAAGAAGAAGGAAUCACUAAUCUUCUUCGAUUCCCGAGCUCUGAAGAAUCGGCUAUCAAGAUUCCAGGAACACGUAGGCUGCAAGAUAAUCUUUCGGAUCUUCGUGCUCAAAUAGCUGCAAAUCAAAGAGGAAUCACUCUUAUAAAAGAGCUGAUCGCGCACUACGGGUUGAAAACGGUUCAAUCUUACAUGGUUUAUGUUCAGAAAAACGCAGAAGAAGCAGUGCGAGAGAUGCUAAAAUCCAUUCCCGAAAAAGUUUCUUUUCAAUCUGUCGGUUCUGAUGGUUUGAUUACGAUUGAAGAAGAAGAUUACAUGGAUGAUGGAUCAUCAAUUCGCUUAAAACUCACCAUUGAUUCGAAAAAAGGCGAAGCUUUCUUUGAUUUUUCCGGAACUACCCCUGAAGUUUACGGAAAUUGGAAUUCACCAGAAGCUGUAACAAAAGCUGCGGUUAUUUACUGUCUUCGAUGUCUGGUAAAUGUCGAUAUUCCGUUGAAUCAAGGCUGUUUAGCUCCGGUAACAAUCCAUAUACCUCCGGGGUCGUUCUUAUCGCCUAGUGAUAAGGCGGCAGUUGUGGGCGGUAAUGUUUUGACCUCACAGAGAAUCACAGAUGUGGUGUUAAUGGCAUUUCAAGCUUGUGCUUGCUCACAGGGUUGCAUGAAUAAUCUUACUUUUGGUGAUGAUACUUUUGGUUAUUAUGAGACGAUUGCGGGAGGAAGCGGGGCGGGUCCCGCAUGGGACGGGACAAGUGGGGUCCAGUGUCACAUGACUAAUACUCGUAUGACCGAUCCGGAGAUUUUUGAGCAGAGGUAUCCGGUUGUUUUGCAUAGGUUUGGGUUGAGAGAGAAGAGUGGCGGCGAUGGGGUUCAUAGAGGCGGUGAUGGGGUGGUGAGGGAGAUAGAGUUCAGGCGGCCGGUGGUGGUGAGUGUUCUAUCUGAGAGGCGGGUUCAUGCGCCUCGGGGGCUUAAUGGUGGGAAAAAUGGAGCCCGUGGGGUUAACUAUUUGGUAACGAAAGAUAAACGGCGUGUGUUUCUUGGCGGUAAGAAUAGCAUCGAGGUGGAAGCAGGUGAGAUUCUUGAGAUUCUUACUCCUGGUGGUGGUGGUUGGGGUUCCAUUUGAGGCUGCUGGUGGAGAAGAUGGCUUUAUAAUUAUGAAUAAGGAGAGAAAAGGCUUGAAAAGUUUUUUUCCUUUAAUUAGUUUCUUUGAAUUUGUUUUGAACUUGAUUAUCUUGUUAAUGAGCAUGAAUAAACUUGUUUGAAAACUUUUGUGAAUAUUUAGACUGAUCACCGAACCGGCGUGUCUUCGGUUUGUGAUUAUCCUGUUUGCUGGAGCAAAAGUGACGCUUAUUGUGGUAACCAUUAGUAGCUCUUAAGAGGAGAGCUUGAAUGCAUCGGCGUAUUACCACAAAUAUCAA
Helianthus annuus (common sunflower) is the source of this 4388-nucleotide messenger RNA. Its product is annotated as 5-oxoprolinase. Gene Ontology annotation, molecular function: 5-oxoprolinase (ATP-hydrolyzing) activity. The coding region runs from base 308 to 4093 and encodes 1261 amino acids. NCBI's taxonomy places the organism in Eukaryota, Viridiplantae, Streptophyta, Magnoliopsida, Asterales, Asteraceae. The record is from RefSeq and is a predicted model, not a curated record. Gene Ontology annotation, biological process: glutathione metabolic process. The transcript has 2 exons. Gene Ontology annotation, cellular component: cytosol.